AUGACAGAUGAUGUUACCCCACUGAUAACUGUUACCUCACGGAGGAUAGAAUUUGAAGAUUUCUGCUUCUACUUCGAUGAGGUAGUUAUAAGCCACAAGACCAAUGAUUCAUCCUUUCCACUCUUUAAAAAGACCAGGAAGGAAGCCCGCAUAUUUGCUAGCUGGUGCAAAACUCUCCCAAAGAACAGUGACGGCAUCACUGAUGAUCAGUACCCGUUCUUACAAAACCCGCAGUUCAUGUUUGACAUACAUGGUGAAGAAGAUGUAGUAAUCUGCCUGCAGCAGGAGGACCAGACGAUACUCAGAAACAAGGAGGUUACCAAAUCAGGCCUGGAAUCUAAAGCUAAGAAGAAAAGCAAUAAUUCACUGAUGGCAUUUAAGGUUUAUAAUGUAAGGCUGCACUGA
Molecule: messenger RNA, 405 nt
Organism: Protopterus annectens (West African lungfish)
Lineage: Eukaryota; Metazoa; Chordata; Ceratodontiformes; Protopteridae
Product: calpain-5-like
Exons: 3
Coding region: 1-405 (134 amino acids)
Source: RefSeq, a predicted model, not a curated record